CCACCGGGUUUAAAUCUCCGAGCAGAUUUUGACAUAGCUUAACUCUACGCAGAUUUUGGGGGGGAAAGGAUUAACGAAAUCCUCUGAAGAUAAUCUAUUAUCUAUCUCAGGUCAGAAAUUAAAAACAACAACGUAUUGUUCUUAGUUUCUCUGCCAAAAACAGCGGAUUUAAAACACCGAAUAAUUUGGUCACGUCGGCUUUUUAGUACUGGAUUAUGUGAUGCCCUGACUGAAAGAUUAACCAUUAAUACAAUUAGGAGUUGAAGUGGAAUUAAUAAAUCCAACGAAUAAUUAGGUCCCUAGGUAAAUGGUCUCCUAAACCAAAAUAAUGGCCGAGGGUGGGAAUACAACACUGCUGACUUAUGUACGGGAGAAAGAGGAGGCGAGGGAGGAGGUGAAGAGGGUGGAACAGGAACUGGCCGCCACCAAGUCUAAGCUGUACGACGCACUUCAGAAGAUUGACGAACUCAAAGACAAGAUAAAGACACUGGAAGCAAGCAAAGCACCAGCGAAAUCCCAGCCCGCUAAAGCCACCAACGGCAAAGCGAACCCCGGGAAAAAGGCCGCGCCCCAGAGUCAGGGUAAAAAGACUGGGGCACAGGAAAAGAAGCCUUCACUGGUCCCUCCUACAGAUACCUCCCCCUCCAGUAGACCGGGGUCGGGGGUGGUUCGCCAUCCCCCAAUACCAGGGAAAGAGUCCCUCUCCCAGGACUCCGCGCAGUAUUACAGGGAAAUAGGAAAGAUGUUUCCUGACAUUAAGCUAUCUGUAGUCAUGGACGCAGAGAGUAAAUUCAACCAGGCGGACAUCAACGGAGACGGGCAAAUCGAUAAAGACGAGCUGGACAGAGUCCUGACACAGCACGUGACCUUGUUUACCCCCGCCAUGAUCCAGGAACUGAUUAAGGAGAUCGAUCAGGACAACAAUGACACGCUGGAGUUCCCGGAAAUCCUCAUGAUUCUGGAUAAGAUGGGGAAAAGAAGGCAGAAGUUGUCCAAUAUACCGACGUCAAUCCAAGACAACAGUACCAAAGUCUGCUCAAUACAGUAGUGUAGCUGGGACAGUUGUGAGUGGACUCGCUGUAACCUAGACUUAGAGACGUGCAUAGCUAGGAUGUGUGUACUUUAGACAGGCAAUGACUUACCAGCACAAUGGGAAGCUUGAUACAUGAUGCUUCCUAACAUAACUUCAUGUCAGACUCAGUCAUCUACACGUAACUAGACUCGGCAUCACACAAUGCCAUCUCCGCAUUCCUUUGUGGGAACCAUCCGUUUGAACAGUUUAAGGAUCUCAUUGUGACAGUCAGCCAUUUAAAUCCCCAAAAAACCAACCUGUGACAAGAUUUCAGAGCAUAGGGUCGUGAUACAUUUUAAUUACCUUUAAACAGAUAUAUACGUAAUCAAGCCUCUCUGAUUACAUGUCAACAAUUAAUUAAAUCAAGUCAAUGAGGCGACAUUUAUUUACAGGAAGUAGGCCAUGGGCCAAUAAACAGUUGGCGAUGGACAGUAUUUUGUGACAGGUGUUAAAUGUGCUUCUUCAUGAAACCUUUGUCUUUGAUUUAUUUCACAUUGUU
Molecule: messenger RNA, 1571 nt
Organism: Magallana angulata
Lineage: Eukaryota; Metazoa; Mollusca; Bivalvia; Ostreida; Ostreidae
Exons: 5
Coding region: 329-1048 (239 amino acids)
Molecular function (GO): calcium ion binding
Source: RefSeq, a predicted model, not a curated record